Messenger RNA from Daucus carota subsp. sativus, 1259 nucleotides. RefSeq lists its product as uncharacterized. The transcript has a single exon. Bases 241 to 987 code for a protein of 248 amino acids. NCBI's taxonomy places the organism in Eukaryota, Viridiplantae, Streptophyta, Magnoliopsida, Apiales, Apiaceae. The record is from RefSeq and is a predicted model, not a curated record.
CAUUCGAAAUUUUCUUUGUUCCAACCCUUUACUCUAAUGCACCUCCCCACCAAACCACAUGCAACACCCUAACCCACAAGCUAUUCCCUCAUAUAAAGUGAUGAAAAAACUUUUUUUUCUUAUCUCUUCUUCGCCAUAACUUAUACCAUCUUUUUACAAUCUUUCAAGCAUCUCUCCUUUUUCACUUUUAAUCUCCUUGUUUGCUUCCCAUCUUUCUUCACAUUUCUAGCAUUGUUUUUCAUGGAGCUAAAGUCAUCAUCUCGACUUCAUUCGGUUUCUACAUUUGAUCAAACAGUUGAUUUGAGUAGUCAUCUAUUUUCUAGCAUUGUCACACUCUACAUUCUAAUCUUUCUUUAUUUUCCAAGUAUUUUCUUGAGUUUUGUUCUCUCCCCUGUUUUCGUCUCGACAGGAGUUUUGUUAGUGUGUCUUCUUAGGCUAGGAGCAAUUCAAGAAAUUCAGAAGGAGUUGUACUCUUCGGAAACAUUACGGUCCAAUGAUCCGAGUGAGGAAAUAGCAGGGUCUGAGGAGGAUAAGAUGUACACAGACGAGACUCGUGAUGAUGAGAGUUAUACGUGGGAAUUAUGUGAUUACAAAUUUGGAAAUGCGGAGAAGUCGUUUGUUGAGUGGAAUGUAAAAGCACCGUUGGAGAUCAUAUACGAAGACGAAGAAGAAGAAGAUGAUGACGACGACGACAAUGAUAGAAGUGAGAAUGACUUUAAGGCCAUGGAGAGGUAUCCAUCUUUAUCACUUUACUAUCCUGAAACAGACACUGAUUGCUCUUCGGAUGAUGAUUUUGCAUUAGACAUGAACUGGGAAUCGACAGAGAGUGCAGCAGCGGCUUUCAGGUGGAGCGAAAUGGGAGAUGAGUUGAUUGAGAUUGCAUUAGAUGGGAAGAGUAGGAGCCAGUUUUUUAACGAUGAAGAAGACAGUCUUAUAGAAAUUGACAUUUCUCCUGGAAGAAAUAUUGAAUUUGCCGGCCAGUACUAGACUUUUUGUUUCUUGCGUUUGUGUUUGGGAGUGAUCAAAAUUUAAAUACUCACGAAACUUUGGCCUCUUAUACUCAACUAUACACUUGUAAAUCCAUUCGCAAAUGCCAAACUUCUUCUUUAUCAUAAUUAUCAGAAGCAGGGAGAAGAAAAUAUAGACCGAUCAAUAUUCGAGUUCAUAUUAACAAAUAUACAUUCAUGUUCUGAUAGACGUUCAACCUCUUGUUAUCGAAAGAAUUGAUAUCAGAAAUAAUGGUACGAAAGGGUCUAAUU